AUGACAGACGCUAAUACGCCCACUACAGAUGAAAAAAUAAGCGAAGAUUUUUUAUACUUUUUAGGUUUUUUCAAAGAAGCGUACGACUCGUUGAAGAAAGACGGCGAAAAAGAAAUAUGUAAGAAAUGGUUAGACAAACUGGUAGUCGGUCCGCACAAGACUACGUCGGAAAGACAGAUACGCAACAUAUAUCUGUCACAGUUGAUAUUGAGCAUAAAUGAAAGGAAGCUCAGACCACCGUUCAACGUGCCUCCCGAACAAGGGCCACUGUCGUUGGACGGCGUUUUCCAAGACAUAAUGGCCAAACCGGAAACGGCGAUAAAACAAGAGAACGAAAUGAACAAGGCCAAAGAACAAUGGGCGGAAUUCGUGCGGGACAGAGAGUUGGAGAUGAUCGAUCUGAGUCACUUAUCCAAGGACGGGCGCACUUUCGUGGCGUGCAAGACUCUGCCUAAAAACGCGGGUGUCUUUACUUAUGUGGCCGUAUCAAUGGGCGGAGAUGCGGAUUGUGGAUGGGUCAACACGCAAGGCAGGCCUAUAGCCGCGCCUGAAAUCAGGAUGUCCGACAUGAAGGUGGAGACCGCCAAAGAAACAGAAAACAAUUGUUUUUCACAGAAUAACAACGUGCAGAAAAUUACAGCCGAAGUCAGGUCGGUGUUGGCCAAGCGAAAGCCGCCGGAAGCCCGGAUGUUUACCUACCAGUUCUACAAGAGCAUGUACGACAGCAUAGAGCAGGAAAUGCUCAGCGAACAAGACCCCAAUAGCUCGGCCUGUCACGACCCGUACAUCGAAAAGAUGCUUGAAAUGCUCACGUCCGACAUUCAAGCAUGUGGCAAAGCCAGUCCGCAAAUGUUCAAUCGCAUGAAAAUGCUUUCAAUGUUGAAAAAACGAGUUAAGGCCAUGCUGCAAAACAUAGAGAAACGCAACAGCAAUUUGUCUUCAAUCGAAGCGUCCUCGUCCAGUCCCACCAUGGCUCUCACCAAUCCGGCAUCGAGCUGCUCGAACGCCAUGUCAGAAAUGAUGUGGCAGGAAGCCCUGCUGGAGAAACCAACCAGCAAGGUGGCCGAAGCGCUGGCCAAGACAUAUCCAGUGUGUUUGGUCAAAACUUUAUUGGCGCUUUUGGCACGUGAACGCAGGAAGAUCAUCAACCGCAUGAAGGAAAGACAGGAAAAGCUAAUAGUGGCUAUGAAAAGGGAUUUACAAGACGAGAUCAGACGCGGCAUAGAUGCGUACAAGGUGGCUAGAAUGGAAUGGGUGAACGUCAUGAGAAUUGUGCUGCAUUACAACAAGCUGAAGGGCGCGUUGACGGACAAAGAGCUGGGCGAUUCGUCGGAUAAAAAAGGCGAGUACUUGCAGGAGACGAUCCGUAAGGAAAUCGAAAACACUAAGAAGCGUUUGGACGUGGCCAACCAGAAGAACGACACGCUGCAGGAGGACAUUUGUGAACUGAACAAAACCUUGCACGAACUCACGGAGAAGGUGGAAGUUGAAGAACAACAAGCCAUCGAUCAGCUUCGUGACCUCAAGAACGAGAUAUGCAGCGAGAAAAGUUCCAUUGUACAGAGAACUCAGACCAUCGAGGAGCUAGAGAGAAUGCUGAAGGAAAUACAAAAAUAACCAUCCUAAUGAGUGGACAGACAUCAAAUAAUACUUACACUACACUUCAUACACACUACACACUAAUUUCAAAAAUA
Messenger RNA from Adelges cooleyi (spruce gall adelgid), 1694 nucleotides. RefSeq lists its product as uncharacterized. The record is from RefSeq and is a predicted model, not a curated record. Bases 1 to 1617 code for a protein of 538 amino acids. The transcript has 8 exons. NCBI's taxonomy places the organism in Eukaryota, Metazoa, Arthropoda, Insecta, Hemiptera, Adelgidae.